CUUUCUCAGGCUCUGAUAGCCCUCGUUAUUACUUGGAUUUUAUGGCGAGCAAUCCGCUCGCGCCUCGUAUUUGCGAGCCUUCGCAAGCUGCGCGGCCCGCGAUCUAGCUCCUUCGUGACAGGGAACCUUAAGCAAUGGUUCAGCCGCGAAGGGGACGGCUUUCAGAAACAUGUUGCGCUAGAAUACGGUUCUGUGGUCAAGAUACACGGAAUGAUGGGACGACCAAUCCUUUAUGUAUCGGACCCAAAGGCCCUACAUGCCAUACUAAUCAAGGAAGAGCCGAUCUACCAAGAAAGCAGAGCCUUCAUUGAUUCUUUACUCCAGCCUCCGCUACUCAAAUUGGAUCUAGGGCAAUAUCACGCGAAACAACGAAAGCUACUCAACCCAGUGUUCUCGAUAACUCAUAUGCGUCGCAUGCUCCCGAUCUUCUACAAUGUCGUAUACAAGCUACGAGAUGCCAUGCGAACGACCAUUGAAGGCGGCAAAUCUGAAAUGGACGUCCUCGGAUGGACAGUACGCGUUGCACUCGAACUGAUCGGUCAAGGCGGUCUUGGGUAUUCUUUUGAUCCUCUCGUCGAGGACAAGCGUGACCCAUUUGCGGACGCUAUCAAAGCCUUCAAUCCGAAGAUGGUGGACCUAGCAGUACUGCGCCGUUUUAUUCCAUACCUGAGGAUCCUCGGACCCGCCUGGUUUAGACGCAUACUUGUGGAUCUUCUUCCGAGGACGUGGAUCAUACGGCAAGUCGUCGACCUCGUCGACACGAUCAACAGUCGGUCGGAGCAGAUAUACGAAGCGAAGAAGGCUGUGCUGCGACAAGGAGACGAGGUAGUCAGUAAGCAGCUCGCCGAGGGGAAGGACAUAAUGAGCAUUCUGAUGCGAGCUAACAUGGCGGCCAAUGAGAGCGAACGGCUUCCAGAGGAAGAAGUUCUUGCACAGAUAACCACCUUCACAUUUGCCGCGCUGGAGACCACAUCUUCAACGCUCGCCCGUAUUUUACACUUGCUCUCGAUCAACAAAGAUGUCCAGCAGAAGUUGCGCGAAGAACUUAUCGAAGCCCGUGCAGCCGAGGGGAUUCCUUACGAUGAGCUCGACGGUCUUCCGUUGUUGGAUAGCGUUUGUCGGGAGACUUUACGGCUCUAUCCACCCGCUACGAACAUCGUUCGAGUCGCCCAGAAGGACAAUGUUAUCCCGCUGUCUCAGCCGAUCACCACAUCAGACGGGCAGACACUGAACGAGCUGUUUGUGCCGCAGGGUACGGAGAUACUUAUCGGCACGUAUGCGUCGAACGUAAGACAGGACCUAUGGGGCCCGGAUGCCUCGAGUGGAAACCGCAGCGAUGGUCACAACUUCCGUCCGCUGUUACGGACGCACGUCUACCAGGUGUUUACUCCAACCUCACGUUACAGGUUACUUUCUUGGCCGGAAAGAGAGCAUGCAUCGGCUUCAAGUUCUCCGAGAUGGAAAUGAAGGUCGUUGGCUGUGUUACUGGCACACUUCAUUUCGACUUGAGCGACAAACCCAUCGCCUGGAACGUUGCUGCAGUGCGCUAUCCCACGGCGGGAAGAGAGCACUAAACCCGAGAUGUCUCUGAAGGUGGGCAUCUAUCGACCCGCGUAGGUGUUGAAGGUA
Fomitopsis serialis is the source of this 1629-nucleotide messenger RNA. Its product is annotated as cytochrome P450. Lineage: Eukaryota; Fungi; Basidiomycota; Agaricomycetes; Polyporales; Fomitopsidaceae. Gene Ontology annotation, molecular function: monooxygenase activity; heme binding; iron ion binding. The annotation marks the transcript as partial. The record is from RefSeq and is a predicted model, not a curated record. The transcript is spliced from 13 exons.